Molecule: messenger RNA, 4065 nt
Organism: Eupeodes corollae
Lineage: Eukaryota; Metazoa; Arthropoda; Insecta; Diptera; Syrphidae
Gene: RanBPM
Product: ran-binding proteins 9/10 homolog
Exons: 12
Coding region: 749-2611 (620 amino acids)
Biological process (GO): cytoskeleton organization; cell surface receptor signaling pathway
Cellular component (GO): cytoplasm
Molecular function (GO): protein binding
Source: RefSeq, a predicted model, not a curated record
CAGUCAAACGGGUUGUUCGCUUCAUGGUUCAUUUUCGUAGUGGUACUUGUGAAGUAAAGUGAAAAAGACAGACAGCAGAACAAGAGAAUUGACAAAAGAAGAAAAAUCGAAAGGAAAAUAUUCAUAAUUUUUUCAUUGUUGCUGCUUCGUGUGGCAAUUUUCACUUCAAUUUAAAAUAGAAAAACUUUAAUUACGACAAAAUUGAAUUCAAUUACGAAAAGUGUUUAAUAUUUUAAUAUCAAAAGCAAAUCGAAGACAGCGAGUGAAAAAGUAAUCAGCUAAGUUUUAUUUUUUCUUUAUUCUCAUUUGCAAGACUUUUUUCCACAAGCAAAUAAGAAAGAAAAAAAAAGACGACAAAGGAAAAGGUACAAGAAAUAAAACCCCAAAAAUAACAAAAGACUCAACCAGCUAAGUUGUAGAGUUGAGUAGUGAAUGCCCAACCAAUAGAUUUUGAAAAUGUGUUAAAAUUUGAUAAAGAAUUGAGAAAAAAAUGAAAAAAAUUUCAUGGCCGAUAAAUUUUUCAUAAAAUUAACAAUUUAUUUUGCCAAAAAAACGUGUAUACAUAUCGGUCAUAAGAUUUAACAGAAAAACAAAGGCAGCAGACAAAAAUAUAAUAAAAAGAGAGCAGGAGACACAGACAGGAGUCGUUGAAGUCCAAGAGUGUUGAAGUGUGUUGUUUUGUAGUCAUCGAACUGCGAACUAAACUGCAACUGCGAGAACAAGAACCGAACCGAACGGAGAAAAGAAAAUGGACGGGCACCAUACGCAUCACAACAAUUCAUCGUUUUCGACCCCAUCGUCGUCAUCGUCGCACCAUCAUCACCACCAUCAUGUAGCUCAGCAGCAGCCUUUGCUGCAGCAGCAGCAGCACACUAGCAGUAAACAUCAUCUGCACCAUCAGCAUCAUCAGGCAUUGACUCAACAGCAGCAGCACCCGAAUUGCAACAGUGGCAGCAGUCCCACAAAUAACAGUAACAACCAUCAUAUCGAUCGCCUCAAGAUGUUAUAUCCGAAUGUCAACGAAAAUGAAACUCCACUUCCUCGAUCGUGGAGCUCCCAUGACAAGUGUCAUGCCAUUGGGUUGUCACAGAAUAAUUUACGUGUUCAUUACAAAGGAACAGGCAAAAGUGUCAACGAUGCUGCCGCAUCUGUACGUACACCGCAUCCUAUUCCACCGGGCUGUGGUUUGUAUUACUUUGAAGUCAAGAUUAUUUCUAAAGGCAAAAAUGGCUACAUGGGCAUUGGUCUUACUUCUGAGAAUUUUAAAAUGAAUAGAUUACCAGGUUGGGAUAAACAAUCAUAUGGUUAUCACGGAGAUGAUGGUAAUUCGUUUUCGGCUUCAAAUCGAGGUCAAUCUUAUGGACCAACAUUCACCACAGAUGAUAUUAUCGGUUGUGGCGUUAAUUUCGUCAAUAAUACAUGUUUCUAUACAAAGAACGGCAUCGAUCUCGGUACUGCAUUUAGGGAUUUACCAUCGAAAUUGUACCCAACAGUUGGCUUGCAGACAGCUGGUGAGGAAGUUGAUGCGAAUUUUGGGCAGGAACCGUUUAAAUUCGACCAAAUCGAAGAUAUGAUUCGACAAAUGCGAGCCGAAACUAAGGCUGCCAUAUAUGAUUUUCCAAUGCGCAGCGAAUAUGGAGAUCCAACGACGCUAUUGCACAAAAUGGUCUCAUCUUAUUUAGUACAUAACGGAUAUAGUCUAACUGCAGAGGCUUUUGGAAGAACUACUGGUCAGAGCUUUACCGAGGAACUAGGAUCAAUAAAAAACCGACAAAAAAUAUUAAAACUUAUUAUGACUGGUAAAAUGGGACAAGCAAUAGAGCAUACAAUACGCUCAUAUCCAGGACUUUUAGAAAACAAUAAAAAUCUAUUAUUUAUGCUUAAAUGUAGACAAUUCAUUGAGAUGGUUAAUGGAUCCGAUAUUGAAUGUACUCCUGCCAAAACAAUACAAACUUCUGUUAUUCAAUCAACUAAGUCGUACCAAAAUGGCACACCGAAUAGUGCUGUGAUAAGUGCAGAUUGCGUUCAAGAUAAUCAACAAGAUAUUAAAAAUUCAUUUUUAAUAGAUAAUAACUCGGAAGAUUUAGAUAAGUGCAACGAUAUAUCAAACAGUGAUUAUUUGAAUGAUGUUGAAAUGGAGAAUGGCCAUACAAAUGGUAGUUCAUGUAAAAACGGAACCUCUCCAACAAAUUUUGCCAAUUCCCUUGACGUAGACGAAGAUAUGGAUGUCGAUUUAUCGCCAUCACGAAAAUAUUGCCAUGGUUUUGAAAGAAUACUUGAGUUUGGUAAAGAACUCUCACAAAUGGGUCAACAGCUAGAAAAGGAAAACAAAAUGAAUGAAGAAGAUCGACAGAUGUUAGAAGAUGCAUUUAGUCUUAUAGCUUAUUCAAAUCCCUGGUCAAGUCCCUUGGGCUGGCAACUGUGUCCAUCGAAACGCGAAACAGUUUGUUCUGCCCUUAAUUCGGCUAUAUUAGAAUCAAUGAGCUAUCCAUGGAGACCACCACUAGAAGUGUGUGUUGCCCAUGCUGGCGAGCUCCUCAAAGUUAUGGCAAAUUCAUCACUUGGCGCUUGCGCUUUUGUCAAUAUUGACGAUGUGUUCCCACAAAAUUGACCAUGUCCUGUAAUGACGGCGCCGCUGCCGUCGGCCAACGUCAUGUUUGCUACGUUAAUUUAAAAACAAAACAAAAAAUAUAUAUUUAAACAAAAACAAAAAAAAAACAAGUAAAAAACAAAAGAAAAUCAAAUUUUGCAUAAUGUUUAUUUUUUAAUCUAAUUUAAUUACAAAAUACUUAUCAAAUUUAGUUUAAUUUUGUUGUUUGCUUUUUGUUUGCUCUCACUUCGUUAGGCAAUUUCAAAAGAUACAAUAUUUUCUCUUUUUAUUUUAAGUUUAAGGUAAAAUUAAUUUUUAUUUCUUUCUAAUUUUUGCUGAAUUUUUUCUUAAACUACAAUAAUUUGUUGUUAUAAUUUUUUUUUGGUAACGAUUUGAAAAGUUAGAUUAAAAAAAAAAUUACAAAACAUAAAACAAUCAAUUUUGAAAUAUGAUGUAAAUACGAAACAAAACAAAACAUAUUAUAAGAAUUUAUUAACAAAUAGUUUUCUUUAUUUUAUUUUUUUUUCUGAUAUUUUAUUUAUUUUAAAAAUGUUUGUUUUUUGCUUAUACAAACAAAUCAUCCACCAAUUUUUUCUCGGUGUGCUGCUGUUAAAAGAAAGUUUAUUAAAGAUAGACUAUUUUAUAGUAUUCUACACGCAUUUAAUAUUUCAUUUGAUUCUUUUCCUUACUCAAUACAAUUCUCCUUACUCAUAACAUGAACUCAAUUCUUUUAGCUUGAAAAAUAACCUCACUGUUUUUGAAACCUUAAAAACUUCUAAUAAUCUAUGUAUAUGAGAGAAUAAAACUCAAACUCUUUGAUAAUCUGGUAUUUUCUUGUACAUCGAGGUUUGAAUCUUGCCAACUAACAAUGCGCACAUAAAAUAAAUUGGUCUCCACGAGUUGUAGUGUCGUUAUUGUUAAUGUGUUCUCAGGCGAAUCAGUAUGUUAGAUAUCGUUCGUCUAUUUCCUGCUUUUCAAUAAAUCUUCAAUCCUCUCCAUCUUCAUGGGCUUCUAUUUUAAUGAUUCAUGUUACUUUUCUGAGAUUUGUUAUUUAGACAUCGUUUGUGUUCAAUUCUUUUCUCCUCUCUUUUGUUGUUCGAAACAUAAAAGGUUUUAAUUCUGUUACGAUUUUUCUAAAGUUUAAUGGGAAUAUUUCAAAUACAAUGAGUCACUUAAAAUAAUCAUUUGGAUUAUUGAAUGGCCCUAAUUUUGAAAUUUGUAUUAUUAAAAAUUCUAUGUAGUACCGCCCAAAAACCAAAAUGUUACGAAUUUCACACUAAACUUGAAUAUAUAGAAACAACUUGCAUGACUUUUCAAAUUCUGCAACUUUAAAUUUAUUUAUUUAAAUAUAUUGUUUUAUUUGUUUUUUGUUCCAAAACCAUACAAUAUUAAAAUCGAAAACAAAAAACCAACUUAAAUCUGAAUGUUUUAUAAGAAAAACACUUUCUGCUAAGUGUUUUAAUAAAUAAAUACAA